UCCAACGAAAUCGUCAAUAUCGGUGCGCACUGCUCGCCAUCCAAAGCACUCAGCGAUGAUAUCGAAGAAUUUGUCAGUGAUCCUAAAUCGAAAGGAACCAUUUAUAUAGCGUUUGGAACAAAUGUCAAGUGGGCAUAUGCACCAUCCUAUGUAAUUCAAGCCUUCAAAGAGGCGAUGCUCAAGUUGAAGGAAUAUAGGAUCAUUUUUGUGGACGACGUGAAAGAGAUGUUUGUUGAUUUAGCGCCACAUAUCAAAAUUAUGAAAUGGGCACCUCAGUAUGAUAUAUUAAGAGAUAAUCGAACGGUAUUAUUCAUUGGUCAUGGAGGAUUAAAGAGUUUGAAAGAGACAAUAUGUGGAAAAACUCCAACGCUUCUGAUACCGAUCUUCAACGAACAAGCGCACAAUACUGCUGUGGCUGCUAAACUUGGUAAAUGA
Molecule: messenger RNA, 435 nt
Organism: Anisakis simplex (herring worm)
Lineage: Eukaryota; Metazoa; Nematoda; Chromadorea; Rhabditida; Anisakidae
Source: the annotation of a GenBank genome assembly